Aegilops tauschii subsp. strangulata is the source of this 1227-nucleotide messenger RNA. RefSeq names its product homeobox-leucine zipper protein HOX7. Gene Ontology annotation, biological process: regulation of DNA-templated transcription. Gene Ontology annotation, molecular function: DNA-binding transcription factor activity, RNA polymerase II-specific; sequence-specific DNA binding. NCBI's taxonomy places the organism in Eukaryota, Viridiplantae, Streptophyta, Magnoliopsida, Poales, Poaceae. The record is from RefSeq and is a predicted model, not a curated record.
UUUCCUCUUUGCCUCAUCACUCCAAGACCCCUCCCUUUCCUUGACAUGGAGCUUGAGCUUAGUCUAGGCGAUCUUCCCACUCCAGUGAAGGCCAACACCAUGCCUGCGCCGGCGACAUGCCAAGGAGAAGACCACGACGACCUUGCGCUAGGGCUACGAGUAACGGCUACCGAAAGAGCUGGCCAAGAAAACCAGAGAACAAGCAUAGAAACUGCGGAGGGAGAAGAUAGCGAUGAAGCAUGCCCCGAACUGCCUGUCAGAGCAAGCCCUUUUCGCCAAGCCUCUGCACAAACAGCGAGUGCGAAUUCACGCGGGUUUGAUGUGAACGCUGCUGUUCCGGUGGAUGGGAGAGCAUCGACAGCGAGGUCUUUGUCACCGCCGUCCAUGCAUAUGGAGGUUCCUGUGACACAGGGAGUUGAUGAGGAAGCUUCAGAGGAUGAAGACAAUGGAGGUGCAAGGGUGAGGAAGAAACUGAGGCUGUCCAAGGAACAAUCUGCGUUUCUGGAGGGUAGCUUCAAAGAGCACAGCACGCUAACCCUGGAGCAGAAGAGCUGUUUAGCCAACCGGCUGAGCCUUCGACCACGCCAAGUUGAGGUCUGGUUCCAAAACAGAAGAGCCAGGACGAAGCUGAAGCAGAUGGAGGCGGACUGCGAGCGCCUGAAGCGCUGCUGCGACGCGCUGGCACGGGAGAACCGUAAGCUCCAACGGGAGGUGGCGGAGCUGCGCGCCUCCCGUGCCCCGUAUCCGCUCUACAAUCUGAAUCACCACCUGCCUGGGUUCGGCGCGGCGCUCCCAUCGUGCUCAUCAUGUGACGCCACCACCCGUUCCACCGUCUCCACCGUGUCAUCUCCAGGACCGUCGCCGAUGUCCACCUUGUUUCCCGGCAGGCCUCACUUUGGCCCCUUCACCGUCACCCACCCGGUGCCCCCCCUCCGCCGCCAGCCGUCGGCGACAUUGUGACGUGGCUGGCUAGCCUGGCCGGCCCGUUCAUGUUGCCUAAGUUAUGUAAAUAGCCUCUUGUGUUUUUGUCACCAGUGAUGUACAUACAUACAUACGUAGAAAGGAGUCAAAAACCAUGUGUACAUCUACUUUGUAAACUCUACAGUUUAGCCAUUUUUAUAACGGUAGAUGAGCUGAGCUCGCUUAUACUCCCUCCGUCCCUAAAUAUUUGUUUUUUUAGAUAUUUCAAAUGGGCUACCACAUACGGAUGUAUAUAGACAUAUCUUA